ACCAACAAUGGGCGGUCCAGAAUUACCCACAGAUCCCGGAGAGGAGCACACUUUUCAAGCGCCCGCAAUUGAGCAUUCACACAUUGGUGAACAGAGCGAUGACAGCGCAGAUUCGGAUGCAUAUGAUGGCUAUCAGCCGCUGGCAACCGACGCUGACGAGGCGGGUGCAAUGCCCAACGAUAUCGCAGCUCCCGAAACACCUGAUGAGGACAUCGACUUGAUGACAGCGGAGGUGACACACGGUGAUCCGAAUAUGCCAGCCAUUGAAAGCGCCGAUGCGGAAAUCGAGCGACAAGUCUGGAACGAGCCACGGCCGCAGGAACUGCAAAUGGAGCUGGACAAGACGCGCACAGAGCAGAUACUUAAGGCCAUGGCCAAGAUAACAUUGCCUAACAUAACAGUGCCUGACUGGGCCAAGGGUGUGCCUGAGGAGCGCUGGAAGCACGAAUUGCUGGAGCGGAUUCAAACGCGUAGAGCAGCGCCUGGAACGGAAACUGGUGCUGGACAGCUUCCCAAGACGUCUGCUGAUUAACACAUUCCCCACAAACACACACUUACACACAUAUAUAUGUUAUAAGCUAAGCAUAAAUGUAUUCAUUGAAUUUGACUCCCGAAUAUAUAAUCUUUUUAAA
Molecule: messenger RNA, 632 nt
Organism: Drosophila navojoa
Lineage: Eukaryota; Metazoa; Arthropoda; Insecta; Diptera; Drosophilidae
Biological process (GO): spermatogenesis
Source: RefSeq, a predicted model, not a curated record